AUGUCCGGCUUUGCAGGUUUCGGCCAGAACAAGGCUCCCGGCGCUGGCGGCUUCUCUUUCGGCGGCAACACCGGCGCAGCAGCCACCCCGCCCGCUGGCGGUGGCCUGUUUGGCUCUUCUGCUCCUGCAGCUGCUCCCGCGGCCGCCGGUGGUCUCUUUGGCGCUGCACCCGCGGCAGCACCAGCGGCUGGUGGCUUGUCAUUCGGCGCGGCGGCCCCAGCUGCUGGCGGCGGUCUGUUCGGCAGCAAGCCCGCAAGCGGAUCCUCGACCCCCACCACUGGUCUCUUCGGUGCCCCCGCAGCUCCUGCAGCUGCACCAGCUGCUGGCGGCGGUCUCUUUGGCGCUCCCGCUGCCCCCGCUGCAACCGCUACUCCAUCCCUCUUCGGUGCACCUGCGGCGGCCAAGCCUGCCGGCGGCUUCAGCUUUGGCGGUGCCGCAGCUCCGGCCGCCCCAUCUGCUGCUCCUGCUGGUGGCCUGUUUGGAGCGCCCGCCGCUGCAGCUCCCCCCGCCCCAGCCACGGGCCUCUUUGGUUCGGCCCCGGCGUCUGCUGCCCCCUCUGGAACGGCCACCCCCGUGAAGCCCCUCUUCGGCGCGCCCGCUGCUGGAUCAACAACCCCCGCCGCGGCUCCUGCUGCCGCUGGUGGUCUCUUUGGCGCUCCCAAGCCCGCCGCUGCUGGCCUCUUUGGCGCCCCCGCCGCUGGAGCUGUUCCCGCAGGAGCAGCAGCACCAGCUGCAGGCGGCCUCUUUGGCUCCAAGCCCGCAUCAGGCGCCGCUACCCCCUCGACUCCCGCACCCGGUGGCCUCUUUGGUGCCCCCGCCGCCGCUUCUGGUAGCACCACUCCUGCAGCUGCCCCCGCCGCUGCGGGUGGUUUCUCGUUCGCCAGCAAGCCCGCUGAGGCACCAAAGGCUCCUGGCGGCCUCUUUGGCGCGCCUGCCGCAGCACCUACUGCUGAGGCAGCCAAGCCUGCUGGCGGUCUCUUUGGCGCCCCCGCUGCUGCCCCCACGACCGAGGCGGCCAAGCCCGCGACAGCUCUCGGCGGUGGUCUCUUUGGUCAGGCUCCCAAGCCCGCCGAGGAGAAGAAGGACGACGCCGCCAAGCCUGCUGGAAGCAUGUUUGGCGGCUUUGGCGCAAAGCCCGCUGCUGCACCUGCAGCUGCUGCCCCAGCGGCUGGUGGUCUGUUCGCCGGUCUCGGUAACAAGGCUGCCACUCCCGCUGCCGGCGCCGACGCAGCAAAGCCCGCCGAGGCUCCCAAGGCCGGUGGUCUCUUCGGUGCUCCGGCCGCAGCUGCGCCUGCAGCGGCUCCUGCUGCGGGCGGUCUCGGUGGUGGUCUGUUUGGCGCCAAGACUGCGACUCCCGGCGCAGCCACCCCUGCGGCUACUAUCAGCAUGGCCGGCUCUGGUGCUGCAACCCCAGCUGUCGGUGCCCCAACCGCGUCGAGUGCUCCAGCGGCCGCUGCCCCCUCGGAGCCCGCACCAAACCUCCUGCGCGGCAAGACGCUCGAAGACAUUGUGGACACGUGGAGCAAGGACCUCGAUGCGCAGACCAAGGAGUUUGAGCGCCAGGCUGGCGAGGUGCGCGAGUGGGACAAGGUGCUUGUCCGGAAUGGAAACCAGAUUGCUACUCUCCACCGUCAAGUCCUCGAUGCCCAGAGCAACCAGCAGGCCCUGGACCGCAACCUCGACUACAUCGAGAGCCAGCAGAAACAGCUCGACGCCAUGCUCACCCACUACGAGCGUGAAAUCACCACCUUCACCAACAAGGACACCAAGCCCUUGGCCGCCAAGAUGCCCGCGGACCGCGAGCGUGAAAAGUCGUACGCCCUCGCAGAGGACCUCAACAAGCAGCUCGACGACAUCAGCCGCAACCUCUCGCAGAUGAUUGACGAGGUCAACAAGCUCUCCAGCUCGGGUCCCUCGGGCUCGCAGCAGCAGCCCGCUGCUCCCCCUACGGCUGCCGACGCCUCGUCCCAGAUGCCGGACGACCCCAUCAACCAGCUCUCGGCCAUCCUGGGUGCCCACCUCCGUGCCCUCCACUCGAUUGACGGUAAUGCCAACAAGCUGGCAGGCAAGGUCGACGAGAUCGAGUCGCGUAUGGGUCAGAGCAAGGAGAGCUAUGCGCCAAGGCGAUAG
Molecule: messenger RNA, 2130 nt
Organism: Apiotrichum porosum
Lineage: Eukaryota; Fungi; Basidiomycota; Tremellomycetes; Trichosporonales; Trichosporonaceae
Gene: NSP1
Product: FG-nucleoporin nsp1
Exons: 4
Coding region: 1-2130 (709 amino acids)
Biological process (GO): RNA export from nucleus; protein import into nucleus
Cellular component (GO): nuclear pore central transport channel; nuclear pore
Molecular function (GO): structural constituent of nuclear pore; phospholipid binding
Source: RefSeq, a predicted model, not a curated record